GUUGUUGUUUUGGUAACAAAAGUCAGUGCUUGAGUACUACUCCAGCCAGCCUUUUCCCAUUUGAUCAGUCUUUCUCCCUUUUCCCUUCUCUCAACCUUCUCAAAGUUUUCCUGCUUGUCAUACUUUUGCUAGGUAGUAAUGUAAUUUCUCCAAGUUGUUAACCCCUGGGUGAAAUCACUGAGAGAAGAAGGUGAAGAUGACCUUACCCCAGAGCAAGUGUGUAUAGUUUUCCUUCUUAUUUCAAAGAUGACACUAUUGGUGGUGAUCACUUUUGGAGAGAGAGUGUGUGUGUGUGAGAGAGAGAGAGAGACACCAAGAAGACCACUUCCCUUCUCCAUAGAGCAGCUGAUUGUGUAUUCUACUGCUAUUCAUUUUCCAUCUGUGUCCUGUCCAGAUGUUUUGUUGCCACAAAUUUAUCUUCAGUGCUGAUAGACCACAUUUCAGGACCUCAUAGUUGGCGAACUUGUCCUGCCAUUGGCUUGUAGGUGAUGCUGAUGAAACUGCUCAAGAAGCUGGAUAUGAUGUGCUGGCUCCGGGUCUCCCAGCCAUAUAGUAGGUCGGUCACUACCACCACUUUGUAGACCUUCAAUUCUCUCCAAGGUGGGUAUGGGUCUUAUCAGCUCAUCAAUUAGGUAGGUCCAUUACAGGAUGCCAGAGAGGAUCGGAACUGCUGUGAAAAGGGACUGCCUUGCCGGGGAGGAGACCCGCCCAGAUAGAUCCAGGCCCUGCCCUCAUCCAGGGUACUCGUGCAGUGUAGCCCCACAUCCAGAUUUCCUUUCUCCGCUAGAGGAAUCACACUCCAAACUGAAGCUCCUCCUGUGAACUUCAGAAGAAGCGUCUUCUGCAAGGUGUAAUGGCUCCGACUACUAAGCUUGAUAGCAGCCUGACAGUGCCUAGCAUGUGGAUCAAGGCUUUCCAAGGACCAGAUGGCGCAGUGCAAGUGUUGCACGGGCCCCGUCACUCUACUGGAGUUCGACGUGCCCCUGCCACCCGUGGGAAUCUUAGAUGAGCGUUCAAUUAGCUUUCGCAGCGAUAGUCGUCCUGAUAUACUCACCCCACGACCCUGGUCUCGAAAUGCAGCCCCUACUAGCACAAAACGAAGAGACAGCAAGCUGUGGAGUGAGACUUUUGAUGUUUGUGUCAAUCAUAUGCUUACAUCCAAGGAAAUCAAACGUCAAGAGGCUAUUUUUGAGCUUUCCCAGGGGGAAGAAGACUUGAUAGAGGACUUGAAAUUAGCAAAAAAGGCAUACCAUGACCCCAUGCUUAAACUCUCCAUAAUGACAGAACAAGAGUUAAACCAAAUUUUUGGAACACUGGACUCCUUAAUCCCUCUGCAUGAAGAUCUCCUCAGACAGCUUCAGGAAGUAAGGAAGACUGACGGAUCCACUGACCACGUCGGCCACAUUCUGGUGGGCUGGCUGCCUUGUCUCAGUUCGUAUAACAGCUACUGCAGCAAUCAAGUGGCUGCUAAGGCAUUACUGGACCUCAAGAAGCAAGAUCAUCGUGUGCAAGAUUUCCUGCAGCGUUGCUUGGAGUCACCCUUCAGCCGCAAACUGGAUCUCUGGAAUUUCCUCGAUAUCCCCAGAAGCCGUUUAGUAAAAUAUCCACUGCUUCUUAGGGAAAUAUUGAGGCACACACCAAAUGACAGCCCAGACCAACAACACUUGGAGGAAGCUAUAAACAUCAUUCAAGGGAUAGUGGCAGAAAUUAACACAAAGACUGGAGAAUCUGAAUGCCAAUAUUAUAAAGACAGGCUAAUUUAUCUCGAUGAAGGCCAGAAGGAUGCCUUGAUUGAUAGUUCACGGGUAUUGUGUUGUCACGGUGAAUUGAAAAACAACAGGGGUGUGAAACUGCAUGUCUUCCUGUUCCAACAAGUGCUUGUGAUUACUCGAGCCAUAACUCACAAUGAACAGCUUUGUUACCAGCUAUACAGACAACCAAUCCCUGUGAAAGACCUUGUGCUGGAAGAUUUACAAGAUGGAGAAGUGCGAUUAGGUGGAUCCAUCCGAGGUGCCUUUAGUAACAAUGAGAGAGUCAAAAACUUCUUCAGAGUAAGCUUCAAAAGUGGAUCUCAAAGCCAGACCCAUUCAUUGCAAGCCAAUGACACCUUCAACAAACAGCAGUGGCUUAACUGUAUCCGCCAAGCCAAAGAAACCAUUCUAUGUGCAGCAGGACAAUUUGGGGUGCUUGAUUCAGAAGAACAUUUUCGAAUACCUGCCACUAUGAGCAGAGAGCCCCAGGGAGAAAUUAAGCCCGAGAAAAUGGACCAAUCAGACAAUGACUCAGACUGUAGUAUGGACACUAGUGAAAUCAGCCUUGACUGUGAGCGCAUGGAGCAAACAGACUGUUUCUGUGGGAACAGCAAACAGAUCAAAAGCAACAUUUGACAGAGACUUAAAUCCUUCCUGGAAGUAGCCCUGUGUCUGUCUUGUACAGUAUUUGCAUUCCGUAAAUGGAACCGUCUGGAGAAGCACUUUUUAAUUCUGUGACAGUGUCGACAGUCUCUUGUUUCUGUACCUUUGACUGUAGUAUUGUAACUGCCAAUCUGUCGUUGUAAGCUGGAGUAUUUUGCAGCUGUUGUCCUGUAGUGGAUUUCAAAAAUGUCUGGGUGGAUGAAAGAGGUACUUGACCAGUUACUUUCAGUUGUCUUGCUAGAAAAUAGAAUCUCUAAACUGUUGUUUAUUCGUGUGUUUCCUAAAUAUUUUGUCCCUGCUUUUUCAGCGCUUCGCUUGAUUUCAGAUAUGGUAGCUGAAACUUGGAGUGUAGGGCACCUCAAGUGACAAAUGAAGUUAUCCAUGUGUUGUGAUGGUGUUUGGAAUGAGGAAAAAGCAACGAAGGGGAAAAGUCAAAUCCUUAGAAUUGAUUUGGUCCAAUACUGUGAUAUUUAAUCGAAAGGUAUUAAUGGACCAUGUCUCUGAAGACACUUGGAGGCUUAAUUUUCAAAAUGACAAAAGAUUUGGAAAAGCAACACAUUUAGGCCUAAUUAGUGCAUUUAGUUGAACAAGGAAUGAAAAGGCCAGCUCCAAGUUUUCAGCUGGAAUUCUGAACAUAGUAUAUGUAGGAUAUGUGUGGCAAUUGGGAUUUCUCACUUAUAGUACCAUUUCUAGUCCAGCGCAUUAGCCCAGAUCAAAAGAUGAUGCUAUUGAUGGUAAGAUCCUACACCAUGUGUAUGAAUGUGGCCGAAACGUUUGAUGUGUGACCACACUCCCUUCCUCAUUGUGUGCAGGAAAGGUAGUUCCUUGCUGUACUAAUGGGUUUGUCCUGUCCUGGGCCUGUCUUUGUUUUAAAGUCUGUCUCUUGUCACCCUGAUCUUUCUGAAGCAUUUGUUUGAGGAGAGCAGUUUUUCCUCCCAGUUGUUGACUGCGGGACUGAUCUAUCUGAUACCGUUCUCUCCCGGCAUGUCGCUGCUCUACCGCAGUGUUUGAGACUAUGCUUUACUGUGUCUUUAUAUUGUUUAUUCUGCUUUCUUGACUUGUGUGUGCCUUUUCCAAUUCAUCAUACAGUAGCUGCUUGGAUACACUGCUGUCAUAGAUUCUCCUCACAAGUUCCGCCCAGCGGGGCUGUGUUGCUGUGAGCAUUUAAGGACCCAAAGGAUGUAAAGAAUGAAAGCACUGUAAUGACGAGGAGGCCCCUCUGAGUAGACACACUAAUAUUUUAAAGUGUGAAUGAACUGGUGAUGAAAGAAUCUUAGUGAUAGAAUACAUGUUUCUAUUUACAGAUGGAAAAGAAUUUGGGGUGAGAAAGGUAAUUUACCUAUGAGAACUAGAAAUGUCUAAAAAACUGGGGAACAUCAUGUCAUUAUAUUUUUUCCCUUUGCUUUUAUGGGUCACCUUGUUGUUGCCUCUGACCUGAAUUGUCACUUUACUUCUCGUGAUAGAGGCAGUAAAAAUAUAGUUAAUGAGAAUCAUGAGAAAUAAUGAGAGAUGUUGAGAGUUCAGUUAGUUGUACUGAACUAUUCCUGAAGCCAGCCUAACUAGAAAUCUCUAUCCAUCUUCAGUUUGCAGUCCUGGGUCAGUGUGAAAUUUCAGUAAUUUGAACUAAAUUCACUAAAACAUACCUUAAAUAUAAAUGUAAAUAUUAAAGGAUGACCUGUGCAAAAGUAUCCCCACACCAGUACUAAUAGCAAUAAUUCUAAAUUAUUGCCAAAAGAUGCUCUUUGAAAAAUGAAAAUCCCAUGCUUUACAAGUUUACAGAAAGAAAGGAGUAAAUGAAAUGUCAUUUUUGCCUUGUACAUAGGCUAAGUCCAUUAGAGGAAUAAAUCAAUGUGACAAGAUAAUCAGUAUAAAGACAAUGUAUAUUACUUUAUUUUUUAAAAAAUGUCAGUUUUAUCCUGUAGACCAUUUCUGUAUUUAUAGAU
Tachyglossus aculeatus (Australian echidna) is the source of this 4357-nucleotide messenger RNA. RefSeq names its product Rho guanine nucleotide exchange factor 3 (gene ARHGEF3). Gene Ontology annotation, molecular function: guanyl-nucleotide exchange factor activity. The transcript has 10 exons. Lineage: Eukaryota; Metazoa; Chordata; Mammalia; Monotremata; Tachyglossidae. The coding region runs from base 927 to 2387 and encodes 486 amino acids. Gene Ontology annotation, biological process: intracellular signal transduction; positive regulation of Rho protein signal transduction. The record is from RefSeq and is a predicted model, not a curated record.